AUGUCCACCCAAGACAAGAAGGAAAUCAAGGAAUCAGUAAGCGCAACCACGCGUAGCUCAACAAAGAAAAAAUUAACGAGUGAACAAUUAAUGACGGCCCAAACACAAUGGGCCCGAAUCACUACUAUACGGGCACUAACUGAUAACCUCAAUGCAGAAAGAGCAACCAUCAGCCUACCUGAAACAUUAGCCAUAAAAGACAAGAUCGAUGAAACACACAACACCGUCAUAACCGAUCACAAGUUCAUAGUGACCAGCUGGCCACAAUCAGGCAUUGCACACGAGUACUUUACAAAAAAUGGCGUAGUAGAAGAAGCCAUCUGCCAUGCCAAGGCCACAGCGGUGAUCAUGAAGUUGUGUCAUGAAUUGGGCGACACGACACAACCAAUUAAAACCUCACUAAAGAGAAUAAGCAAUAGUUUCAGCACAUGGAGCACAAACUCCAAUAUGGAUGAGAUACCAUCUAUGGAAGACACCAUGAAUGAAACACAUAAGACAUUCGAAAAGUGGAUUAUAUCUAGAAGUAAUGAAAAAAAAUGUUUACUUUUAUACUACAAACUCAAGUGGUUGAUUCAUAGAGGUUUUGUACAAGUAUUAAAAAAUCCUUCGAUGCAGUUUUUACAACUCUUACAAAAACUCAGUAUCGGAAUAAUAGCUGGAUUAUGCUUUUUUGGAACUGUUAAUUCAGAUCAAUUAGGAAUUCAAGCAGUUCAAGGUGUAAUAUUUAUUUUAGUAUCGGAAAAUACUUUUUUCCCAAUGUAUAGUACAUUGUCAUUAAUACCUCAAGAAUUGCCUUUAUUUGUUAGAGAAUACAGAGCAGGGCUAUAUUCAUGUCAUAUUUAUUAUAUGGCUCGGAUAAUUUCUUUAUUACCCGGUACUACAAUAGAACCGAUUUUAUUUACGACUAUAAUCUAUUGGAUUUCUGGACUAUUAAAUAGUUUUAAAGCUUUUAGUACUACUGUUUGUAUUGUUUUGUUAACAAUGAAUGUGUCAACAGCUUGCGGAUUCUUCUUUUCAGUUGCAUUUGAAAGUGAACCAUUAGCUAUGGCAUAUUUAAUUCCAUUUGAUUCCUUAUUAAUGAUUACUAUGGGAGCUUUUGUCAAAUUUAGUUCUUUACCGAUAUAUAUUGAUUGGAUUAAAUAUAUUUCUUGGCUUUUUCACUCCACAGAAGCUCUUUCAAUAGUACAAUGGCAUACUGUUAAAAAUAUUACUUGUUCUAGCACAGAUGUUUCUUGUAUCACGGAUGGACAGCAGGUGCUUGAAUUAUAUGGAUUUUCAAUAGAAAAUUUAAAUUUGGAUAUUUUAUUAAUGAUUAUUGUAUAUUUUUUAUUUCAUUUACUAGGAUAUAUUUUGUUAGUUAAAAAA
Molecule: messenger RNA, 1365 nt
Organism: Ceratosolen solmsi marchali
Lineage: Eukaryota; Metazoa; Arthropoda; Insecta; Hymenoptera; Agaonidae
Product: protein scarlet-like
Exons: 8
Biological process (GO): transmembrane transport
Cellular component (GO): plasma membrane; cytoplasmic vesicle membrane
Molecular function (GO): ABC-type transporter activity
Source: RefSeq, a predicted model, not a curated record